This is a messenger RNA of Magallana angulata, 4148 nucleotides long. RefSeq lists its product as uncharacterized. The coding region runs from base 96 to 2816 and encodes 906 amino acids. The transcript is spliced from 11 exons. Gene Ontology annotation, molecular function: protein binding. NCBI's taxonomy places the organism in Eukaryota, Metazoa, Mollusca, Bivalvia, Ostreida, Ostreidae. The record is from RefSeq and is a predicted model, not a curated record.
AAUCACCCUUGCGCAAGGAAAUCUGCGCGGCCAUUCUAAGUACCAUCGGAAAUCAAAGACUGCAAUAAAAAAUUCAAAAACUGAAGGAAGCCAUCAUGUUUUACCAUAAGGUUUACAUGAACCAGAUCCAUUCCAGUUCUCUUCUAUGUCAGCUGGCCUCCAUGUGGAAGAACCAGGUUCUAUGUGAUGCAGUCAUUAAAGCAGGAAACAGUCAAAUUAAAGCGCACAGGGUAGUCUUAGUUGCUGCAUGCCCAAUGCUACAUUCCAUGAAGAAUGCCUCGGUGGGCUCCAAUCUGGAAGUGAGGCUAGCAGCAGACAUUAAAGCAGAUGCCAUCAACACUUUCCUUCAGUACUUAUAUGAGGGCUUCAUGAUGCUGACAGAAGAAAACACCAAAGAUGUGGAAAAGAUUGCAAGGGUCUUGCAGGUGGAAAGUGUUCUGAAGUGUUGUGCAGACUUCUACAAGUGUUUGCAUGCAGGUGAUAAAUAUGAAUACAGUUUCCACGAUAAUGCAGAGUUCAAGCAUGUCAGAGCAUCAGAUCUUCUCAAGGUUCAUGAAAGAAACAAAAGAACCUCUGAGAUACAACCCCCAAGUCCAGGAGUUAAACGGCAAAGAAUUCAAAGCAGGGGUUCCUCAGACUCUUUCAAUGAUUUCGGAGCAAGUGACCCAUGGGAUAGAGUUCCUAGAGAAGGACUCAUGGGAAGCUCCUCAGCAAGAAACACCCAACCAGGGGUCAUUGAGAUCAUGGAAGAUAGUGUGGAAAUAGUGCACUCGGAUAAACCAGAAGACUCCGGAGGGACGCGUCGGGACAAUCCACAAGACAGAAUGUCCAUAUCUGUGGCCAGUCAAAUGAAAGCAAACAAUGAUGUUCAGAUCAUUAAUGCUUCUAGUGGAUCAGAGCCCCCACCUCGUAUCACAGCAAGCAGUUCAGAAUCAUCUAGAUUUUCUUCUCAUCCUUCAUUUUCACAUUCUCAGGGAUCAUCAAGUUUGGGUUUUCGACAUGAUCCUAACUUCGCUAAUCCAAAUAGUGCAUCAGGUAGCAGACUCCCUACAUCUCCUUCAGCUCAUUCUAGAAUGCCAUCUCCAUCAUCAGCUUACCAUCUUCCUCAAAGAACCUCAGCACAUUCACAACCAAAGCCAUUCGCCGCAGGAAAUGCUGCCCAGGCAUCAAAGAGUUACAACAUACCGUCACCAGGGGAACAGUCGCGCUCUUCCCAGGAUCAGUCACGGGUAACGGCAGGAGCAAGCACCUUGUCGUUUUCCUCAUCUUCCUCUUCAUUGGUAGGUCCUCCAUCUUCCUCUCCAUCUACUUCUACACAAGCACCUCAACCAGUGGCUUUAUGGAGGAGUACCAGUUCUGAUGCAGUGGCUACAGGGUCUACAGCAGCCUCCCAGAUGUCCGAGAAGCCAUUGCUGCAUAGGUCAGAAAGUACACCAGCCACUUCUGAUGCAGAUAUUUCAAUAGUUAAAGUGGAAAGUGAGGUGUCAUUUGAUGAACAAUUCCAUGGUGACGACCCUAAUGUCACCUUUGAACCUGACGACCAAUCAGGAGACUGGAACAGAGAAGACACAUCUAAUGAAGAAAGCAAUGCAAGUGAAGACAAGAUGCCCCAGUGGAUGGCCGAUACAAUGAAAGAUAUUGCAGCAGGACAAGGGACUACACAAGAGUAUCGGGGUCUACCUAAUCUCCCUGCAACAUAUAGAAGCAACUUGGGAAGGUCUCCAUCAUUAGAUCCAGUUAACUAUAUAUUUAUUGAACUUGGACAGCCAUUACCAGAAGGCUAUGUACGAUUAGAUGAGGAGGAGAAAGUGUGUGUUCCGUCUGUGUGGCUGAAUCGGACAUUAAGUCAGUGUGUGGGCAAGCCAGCCUUCUUUACACUGAAAAAACUAGUCAAUGGUUUUGUAAAUCCAUGGGAGUGUAAAUAUGGGGGAACCUCAGCCUACAAGAACACACCGCUGGAGCCGGUGUUCAAUGCCUUGUUGUGCUGGAUGCGACAACAACCAGCCCAGUCCCUUGCAGCCUUUGAAAAGUCCCUUCUGACCUCCUACCCUACCAAUCAAUAUGACACUAUGAACGCAGUGGCUAAGUGCCGUGACCCCUUGACCGGCCAGUAUCACGUGGCCAUCUCCGAGGGCCCCGGGUUCGAGAUAAAAUGCUGCCCCCACAAUAUGCAGAUCAUAAGUGCGUUUCUGUGGAAGGUCGGAAGCAGAAUAGGGCGUGAACAGAAAAUCUCUGGGUUGGCAAAGAACGAUAGCGAUGAAAACCUCCACAGAAUUGUACCAACGGAAGGCAAAAAGCAAAAGCGGUGUUUGCUUUCAAACACGACAGAUGACCGACCUUCGCCCUCAGGAGACCCGUCGGGUGGCAGAAGUAAACUUUCCGAGUACAUCGAUAAAUUACACGAACUCCAAACAAAGGCAAUGUACUUUGACAUGAUGCGCAACAGACCUAAAGUAUCGGCUUCUUCUGACCCUGUGGAGGACAUAGAGAGUGCAGACUCGUCCUCAGAGGUCCUCAAAGGACUGGACCUGACCAUAAGGUCCUCCCAACAGAAACACGUGCCGAUCUACAACAAAGACCGGAAGUACACCCCGUGUCUCUACUGCGGGAGGCUGAAGAACCGAACCCGGUCCGGAUGGCGGGUGAACACGUUUUACCGAUGUCUUCAGUGUGACGUUCCCCUGUGUGUAAAUGACCGAAACUGCUUUGUGCUUUAUCAUAAAUACUUUCUGGGUAUGACGAAUGUUGAAAAUCCAGGACGACGUAGAUCACGUGACACAGGUCAAGUGGAAGUGAAAAAGGAAACCAAUGGUUAAUUUGUUGUAUAUGCUGUAAACAUUUUUAAACUUUCUAUUUUACUCAUUCUGCUGUUUAGACCCGGUUUGAUUGAUUAUCCUAUGGGAAAUGUUGGCUACCCGAACGGCAAAUUUUUGUAUGUUGAUAAGUUUGGUGCAUCAUAUAUCACUGAUUCAUUUACAUUCAUAUGUUUAUCUACUGCAGGAUUUAUGCAUUUUUAGAAUCCCGUCUGUAAACUUACCUUUCUAGAAGAAUUCUCACGUGUUUGUUGCCUAUGUAGGAUGAUAGAAAUAUACUGCUUUGUCUUUUGUUAAAAUCAUGAAUAUAUUCCGGUCACCUCUUAUUUUUUGAUUUUUACAUCACGUAUUUGUGGAAUCUUUACCCGAGUGUGUAGAUAUAUAAGGAUUCUAGAUAUUGUUUAUACUUUGGAUUAUUUAUACUUUUUAGCAGUUAUUCACAGAUUUUUAUUACAAAGGAAAUGUUAACCUCAUCAUGUUGCCCUCGCUUUUUAUGGACUAAUGCUACCGAUAAUUUUCAUUUUUGUAUUAGUCGUUAUUUUAUAAUGUUGAUGUAUAACUUUCGUUGGACCUCAGACGCACAAUAUUAUAUUAUUUACGAUUAAAAGAAACAGAAUGGCAGUAUUAAAGAUAUUAAGUCUAUUAGACUUGUAUAAUCUUAAUUUCGAAACCGGUGACAUGCUCUUGAACCUGUCCCAUAUGACGUCAUUAAAUUGCUUUUUAGAGUGUUCGAGGCGUCGUUAGAUUAUUUCAGGAAUUUGUUGUUUUCAGGGAGUGUUUUUGUUGACUUUAAGAAUUGAUAGAAUUGUUAUGUGAAUGUAAAUUUCAACACCAUUUUUUGUUAUUAUAAAUAUUUCGCAUUUGAUGCUAUUUUAUUUAAUGAUUUUUGGAAUACAAAGUUACACCAGCACCAUUUUAUAUUCUUAAUUGAAUACUUGUUAAAAUAAGGUACAUGUGUUUUUAUUGUAAUAUGGAAUACUGAUAUGAACUGUAUAUUCUUGAGCCUCAUGUGUUACUGAAAUAACCAAACAUUUUCUUGUUACAAGUUCCCUCAGCAAAUUGUUUUUAAUUCUUUUUGGUCGGUUUUCAGCCAUGAAUUAUGCAUUACGUAUAAGUGUUUCAUAUCAGUUAAUACAAUACCCUCAGGUCAAAAGCACUGAAGAACCUCAAUAAGGCAUUUUAUUCUACAGGUCAGCAAUUUUGUAUGUUAUGUUUUUGCCAAACAUUAUAUGGAUUGUUAAAUUUUUGCAUAUUUUUAUACUUUGUUGUAUACAACAUAUCUAGAUUUGUUUUCUUUUCAUAUUAUAUCGGACAAUAAAGAUCUUAUAGAGUGAA